This is a messenger RNA of Monodelphis domestica (gray short-tailed opossum), 5898 nucleotides long. It is a transcript of the gene PAWR, whose product is annotated as pro-apoptotic WT1 regulator. Gene Ontology annotation, biological process: positive regulation of apoptotic process; apoptotic process. The record is from RefSeq and is a predicted model, not a curated record. Lineage: Eukaryota; Metazoa; Chordata; Mammalia; Didelphimorphia; Didelphidae. Gene Ontology annotation, cellular component: cytoplasm.
UCCCUCCUUCCUCCCUCCUCUCCCCAGCGAGAUCCGCCUCGGUCCUUUCCGCCGACGCUUCGGGUCCUCUCGGCUCAGUCCCUCGGGGGAACAGGGAACUCAGGGAAAAAGAGUUUGCCGCCGCUUCUUCCGGGACUCCAGAGGCGGGCAGGCAGCUAGGGGCGAGGCGGGCAGCAGUCGCACGCCGCUGUCGGGGCUGCCGCGCGCUCACCUGGGGCUGCAAGAUCUGUGCCAGCGCCGCUCCUACUCUCGCGCGCGUGGGGGAGUGGUGCAGUCGCCCCCGCCCGGGGGUCGUCCCCUCUAGAUCUCCCCGGACCUGGUUGGCGCUCUGUACCACAGCCGCGGGAAGGAGGGGAGUGCCGCUGCUGGGACUGGGAGGAGGAGGAAAAGGAGGAGGUGCGGUGCCGAGGACUGGGGGUGGGCUCUGGGGGGAGAGGGGCUUACCCGUCCCCUCUGGGAAUAUGGCGACUGGUGGCUACCGGACCUGCAGCGGCGGCGGCGGCGGCAGCGGCACCACCACUACCACCACCACUACCACCACCACCACAGACUUCCUGGAGGAAUGGAAGGCGAAGAGGGAGAAGAUGAGAGCCAAGCAAAAUCCCCCGGGCCCGGCCGCUAUCCCUGCGGGCAUUGGGGGAGGAGGAGGAGUGGGUAGUGAGGGGGUCGCCAAGCUCCUAGCUGGGACGCUGGGGGCUCCCACCGCCUCGGUUGGUACACUGGCCAACGAGCUCAACAACAACCACCCCCCCAGCGCGCCGGCACCUGCUGCCCCCGCCCCCGGGGGCAUCAUUUGCACCCUCUCCUCUACUUGUGGCGCUGGCGCAGUCCUGAUCCGAACCCCCUCAGGCCCCCGGAGAGCCGAGGAGGAUCCCCCCUGUGGCUCGGUCGCUGGGGCAGCUCCAGCGGCGCCCCCUUCAUCUCACUGCCCCCCCUCAGGGAGCCGAGCCGGCGCGGAUCCCGGGGGACAGCCGGCCUUGGGCGAUGGGGAGGACCGGGACAGUGCCAAGGAGAAAGGGAAGAGCUCGGGCCCCAGUGCCAGGAAAGGCAAGGGCCAGAUCGAAAAGAGGAAGCUGCGGGAGAAGAGGCGAUCCACGGGAGUCGUGAAUAUUCCUGCAGCCGAGUGUCUAGAUGAAUAUGAAGAUGAUGAAGCCGGCCAAAAAGAGAGGAAAAGAGAAGAUGCUAUUACACAACAGAAUACAAUGCAGAAUGAAGCUGCAACCUUAGACCCUGGUGGUUCAUACCUAUUACAGGAACCAUCCAGGACUGUUUCAAGUAGAUAUAAAAGCACAAGUAUAACCCCCGAAGAUGAUGUCUCAAGUCGAUACUCUCGUAUAGACCGUGGAGGGUUUAGGUACAACAGGGAUGCAAAUUCUUCGGGGAAUUUAGUUCCAAAUAUCACAUUGGAAAAGAAAAUUGAAGAUCUUGAAAAGGAGGUUCUAAAAGAGAGGCAAGAAAACUUAAGACUCACGAGACUGAUUCAGGAUAAAGAGGAAACAAUUGGAAAACUCAAAGAAGAAAUCGAUUUGUUAAAUAGGGACCUAGAUGACAUAGAAGAUGAAAAUGAACAGCUAAAACAAGAAAACAAAACCCUUUUGAAAGUGGUCGGGCAGCUGACAAGGUAGAAGACCCCAGCCUCCAUGAGGAAAAAGAUUUGUAAGACUACUGAUUGAAUGUCAAGGUCAAUGCGAGGGCAAUAUUCCCCAUGCUGCAGUACAUUAAAAUAACUAAAUGUGUAUUUAUUUCUUGGAAAUGGAUGGAUGUUUAUUUUCAUAAUAUUUUUCUUUUUCAACGUCAAUAAAAGUAAGGUAUCCACCUCAUUUCAUGAAUAAGCAACAUUUUUCAGUUAUUGAAACAGUUGAUAAGGGGGUAUAAACUUCUCUAGUUUUAUAUAUUCAGAUAAUAUAUGUGGUCCAAAAUUGCUCAGACUUUAUCUUUACCUCUGCUGGUGUGGCUCCCUCCCUCCCCCUGAAAAAGAAAGGAAAGAGAGACAGAGACAGAGAGAGAGAGAAGAAGAAAUAGAAAAAAUAGAAACAAAAAGCUUUGUUUACAUGGAUCCAGAUAUAUUGUGGGAGCUAUUUGCUGUUCGAACAGCUAUAAUGUGCAGAUGCCUUAUUUGAGAUGUGGAACCUUUUUCUGACAAAAAUCUUAAUGCAGUAUGACGUUGCUCAUGGGGGAUGCUAAGAGAUUAGAAUAAUAGCCUAGCUCUGUUCUGUAUCGCAGUCAUUAAGAAAUUACAGUAAAUCUCACGUAGUAGAGUUCAGCUAGAUAUAAUUUCUUUUUAGAAGAGUACUUGAAUUUUGCUCUAUAGUAAGUACAAAUUUUCCAUCUUGGGUCUGUAUAUUGAGAAUUUAAAGAAAGCGCUUUAACGUCUGCAAACAUACACAUGUGUAAUUUUUUGUAAAUGUUCUUAUGAAGUUUGUAGGUACUAUUUUUUAUUGUUUGGAGAAGGUUUAUUAGAGCAUGUUUGUAAAGAGGAAGAUAAAAGAACGUGUUUGUAAAAAGAUGAAGAAGGAAAUUUGUUGUCAAAGCCUAGACACAAUUUCAGUUUGUAAUAAAAUGCAUAUUCUUAACAUCUUUAUGCCUUAAAAUAAAAAUGAAAAUGUUUAUCUGGACUUAAACAAUUAUGGUAUUACAUGAACGUAACUGUCACUAAGACGAAUGUAAUUUUCUUUGUAUUGUCUGUUACUUAUAAUUGAGAUAAAAUCCUCUGUGGCUUUUUUGUCAUUAUCUUAAGUCAAAAUUCUUCAUCCAGAGUUGAAGCAAUUGUAUUCAUUAUUUUGGAAUUUUAGAAACAAAUAAGGAUUGCUUUUCUUUGGUAUACUGUUGACUUGAGUUGAAUUGUAGUAGAAUGUUCUUUUUCUCCACGUGUAUGUUUUGAAGACUUUGGGGAGGGCUGUAUUCUUACACGCUUGGGAAAUAAUAGUCUGUUAACAUUUGAAUCUGGAUGAAGCUUCAACAUCAAUAUGGAAAUUCACCCCCCCAAUUUUCUCAACAUUUCUACCUUCUAUAGAGUGGGUGUCGACGGAGAGAGCCACUUUGGCUACCUCAUUCAUCCUCGUCCCCACUUUGUCUCCCUCAGUCCCUAUUCUCUGUACUGAGGAUAGAAAAAAGCAUGGCUUUGAGGGAGUCAAUAGCGGCUCACUGGUGUGGCUUAUUUUCUUCUUGUCUAACUUUAGUUUCCCCCUUGAUCUUCUUUUUAGUCAACGUCCCUAGAAAGUCCACAUGCAAAGACAAAAGUGAAAUAAUUCCCGCCUUCCAAAAGUUUCUACUCUGUUGGCUAGUAGAGUAAUGCUGGAUGAUUCCUAGGUGAUGGGUUAAAUGUUUUAGACCAUUGACUAGCCAUAGAAUUUUCCAUUUCUGAUCUUAGGCUGCCUGAAUUCCUCCUCUGCCUUGAGGGACGAGAGAUGGCAAGAAAAUACCAAUGCAAAACUACUCGCCCAUAUUUCAUGCAUCCUCCAUGACAGAAAUGCAGUGUGAAAUUAGCAGCAGCUCACGCUUUGGUUUUUGUUUUUUAAGUUACAACUAAUAAAUUGACCUAAAGAAAUACAAUUUAACCAGGUUCCAGCAGCACAGAUGAUUCUUCCAAAUUUUCUACAUAAUUCUCAUGUUGGGUAUGCAGUUUUGCACUGCCCUGAUCACUAGGGCUUUAAAUGUCAAGCAUUCAACCAAAUUUGAUGUAUGAAAUGCUUCCAAUAAUGACAGUGACUUGUCUACCAACAUGUCACACUGCCUGCCCUUCCAACUAGAGGAGACAACAUCCAUCUGUUUUCAUAAACUGAGCCAAAACUUCAUUUUUCUCCCCCUUUUUUCCUCCACAUAUGUUCUGCUGAUGAAGAAUAAUCACAGUAAUAAUAGUAAAUAAAAAAUUGAACCAGCAUAUUUUAUUCAGUCAAGAGUGAAUGUCUCUGUGGAGGAAGGAGAGAGGCUCAAGACAUUGAACAGUCCAUUUGGCAUAAAACUUUUCAAUUUUAUGAGCCAAGAUUUUUCUCUGGAAAGAUUUUGUUUUUUAAAGUUUUCUUUAACUUGUUUGUAAAUUUUAGGUAUACACUUCUCUCAGAUAAACACACCAAUUACCUAGGAAAAAGGCAUUUACACAAAUAACUGCUGCUCAAGAACAUUGAUUCAUUCCUCUGAGGGUACUGUGGUCAAAUGGGGAUUUAAAGUAGGCACUUCACAAAUACUUUUCAGGACUGCUUCGAUAGAAAGCUCAGUCAUCUUUUAAAUUAUCUUCAACCUUCCAUGUUUUUGUUUUGUUUUUUAACUCUUUCGGUCUUAGUAACAACUCUUAAGUCAAGAAGGGCAAGGGGCUAGGCAAGUGGAGGUUAAGUGACUUGUCCAGGGUCACACAGCUAGGAACUAUCUCAAGCCAGAUCUUCCAGACUCCAGACUUUGUGCUCUCCCCACUGUGCCACCUACCUGCCCCCACCUCCAUUUUCUUUUGAAAGGUGUCAUUGCAUCAGCUUAUGUUAUAGGGACUGGACCAAUUGUCUCCUUUUCUAUGAAACCCCUCAAGGACUUCCCUUCCCAGAUGCAGUUCUGUAGUUCAGCAUCUUCACUCCAGUUUUUAAGCUGGGAGUGUUGCUGAGAACAAUGAGGGGUUGAAUGACUUGGACAGGGUUUGAGAGACACUUAAGACACUGAGGAGCAGCCAGUGUGUACUAGAGGCAGAACCGAACCUCAGUCUUCCUGACUGCAAGACCAGAUCUCCACUACACCGGGAUGCCUCGAUGCCUUAUCAAGAGAUGCUUGAUAAUUUUGUGGCUCUAAAAUUAUCUUUAUAAGGGAUGGUCUAUGGGGUUAUUGUUUUCUUUUAAAAGACCUAUUAAUUAGGAAAUGGUGACUUUUUUUGUUAGCUUUUUCUUUAAUCAAUCUAAAUCCAUCCAAGUUUACCUGAUACAAGAGCCAUUGCUGUCAAAGAGCCACACGUCAGAGUUUUCCCCAAAAUAGGGUUAGUUUGAGCUGAAGGACAACUCAAGCAAAAUAGCGAUCUUUUAGGGGAAGACUUAACUCAAUAGGACAAGACUUUGGUAUCCAGAUUAAGCUGUAUUUUCAUAUUAUAAAAUUGAGAUGAAGUGAUUUGGGUUUUCACUAAUGUUUCAUUUUAAACCAUGCAAUUAAAUACUAUGGCAAAAUCCAUAUGCACUGCUCUGAAAUAGAGCAAUCUUCGAAGACUUUGCGUGUAUAAUGGAUCUGGUCAGCUGGGCCAUUUUUCCAUUGGAAGAUAAGGUUGUUGGUGAUCAUGGCCUCUCGUGUCUGAUACUUGACAGUGCGUCUCUAGGCAAAGUCUAGGCUAUUUGUGAACUUGUUUGAUAGUGAGGCAGUUUCAUCAAGGGAUGAAAUGUACCUUCUUUGGAUCACAAUAGUGAUUAAUAUAUACAUAUAUAAAUCACUAGAGUGACAUUAUAAUAGUGAAAAUAAGAGAAGAACUAAAUUUGGAAAUGCCACGUGGUGAUUAUUAUAGUCAGCCAAAUGGAAAAGUAGUAUUUGUUAAUAGUAGAAUUCAGAUCAGAACAUAAAAUCCCAUCAGGCCAGGUUCCACAAUGCAAAAACCUUCAAUUAUAUAUAUAAAUCCUAGAACUAUGAUUUCAUUUGUAUAAGGUACUUCUGGUUAGGAAACUUCCUUGCCUAAUGGGAAUCUGCUGCUGCUUCUGCCUCUGCCUGGGGUAAGGAAGGGCUAAGUUCCUUGUUUGUAUUAUCUAGAGGUAGGAAUUGAACUCAGCACCCCAGGCUGCCUCUCUAUCCACUCUAUCAUGUUGCUUUUUGAUCUUCCAGUAAUGAUGAUUAAACUUUGUCUUCAAUGAACCUCAUAUUUUCUUUUUAAUAUAAAUCAUUUUUAAAAAUCACAUUAUAGACUUACUUGGGAUGUUUUGAAAAUAAAGUUGGAUCUGUUAAAAU